Molecule: messenger RNA, 3155 nt
Organism: Osmia lignaria (orchard mason bee)
Lineage: Eukaryota; Metazoa; Arthropoda; Insecta; Hymenoptera; Megachilidae
Gene: nSyb
Product: neuronal Synaptobrevin
Biological process (GO): vesicle-mediated transport
Cellular component (GO): membrane
Source: RefSeq, a predicted model, not a curated record
GGCGGCGAUAUCGCGACGGUGCCGCUGGAAAUUUUAUCAAUACCACAACCGUCUAGUCGGUGACAGUCGCUCGUGAAAAGUACGCGGUUAUCUGACGGGGUUGGCAGGUCAGCGGAUAGCUCUAGUUCAGGAAACCAACAGCGAUCGACAAAGAACAUGGCGACCGAGGGCGGUCUAGCACCGGAUGCUGCUGCGGGUGCAGGUGCAGGUGCAGGUACCGAUGGAAUCGUCGGAGGUCCCAGGACGCCGCAGCAGAUCGCUUCGCAAAAACGACUGCAAGCGACGCAGGCGCAGGUCGACGAGGUCGUCGACAUUAUGAAAACGAACGUCGAAAAGGUUCUGGAGCGUGAUCAGAAGCUUUCAGAACUCGACGAUCGAGCAGAUGCGCUUCAGCAAGGAGCAUCACAGUUCGAACAACAAGCAGGAAAGUUAAAGAGGAAGUUCUGGCUACAAAAUCUAAAGAUGAUGAUCAUCAUGGGUGUCAUCGGACUGAUCGUACUGGCCAUUAUCGUUGCGAAAUUCAUGCCAGAAUCAGCACCACCACCCCCGCCAGCUUAUGCUUACCCACCACCAGGAGUUCCAGGCCAGGUACCACCUGCUGCUCCUCCAGCACCAGCAGCACCUGCUAGCGGUGGAUCAAAUACCGCUGCUGGUGCCGCGUUAGUCGGCAAUUUGAAUGGCAUUCACAGCGUAAUGUAAACAGGAUAAACACCUCUGCACCGUACCGCAAUAAGAAUUUUUUCCAAGCUAAUCUUAAGCGAGCAACGCGAUAUUUGUUGGCGUGAAAAUCAAAGGAAAAAAGUAAACUGAAAUCUAAUUAAACCCUUUUCGAUUGGAAUUCAUUAAGUCGAUCGACAAACACUUUAGUUAUCCAACAGAUAUUAAAAACGAUACAAUAAACACUGAACAAACUCGAGCACAACUUGUCGAGUCGUCAACCGAUCCAUCAAAAAAUAUCAAUGCUUUCAAGCGAAAAGGGUGCGAAAAAAAAAAAAACCCUUCGAUCAAUAGGUUUCUUCUGAUUACGAUCCUAAGAUAGAAAGAGAACAUCGAACCGGUUAACGAUGAAAUAAACGUUUUAAUCGAGGAACGAACAGCUAACGCGUUAACUGCCCCGAUUGAAGAAAAACCAGUGGAAAUCGAACCGCAAGCUGUUCUACCAUGAUCGAACGAGCGCCCAUUUUUUCCUUCCACGAUCUCAAUCAAUCAAGUCUCGAAUAUGCCUAAAUGUGAAAACGAGGCGAAUACUAGUUCCUGUGAAAGCAGUUAAUGUGUUAAAAUAUACGGCUACAAACGUUGAGUUUCGCGUAGCUUUUAGGAACGAAAUGGCAAACGUUAACAUCUGUGUCACAUUGGUAGAAUAAAUAAUGGAGUAUUCGGUAUACCAACGAUAGUGUUAUAGUAUAAUUUAUCAACCUCCUAACGCUGCUAUACUCUACCCCAUAUUCUACCAAUGUAACAUACGUUUAACUCUACAAAUGUAACUUAGGCUUUAGAGUGCCGAAUAGAAAAGAAAGUUGAUCGACCCUCCAGAACGUUUAUUUCCUGACAGAGAUAGCAAUCUAUCUAGAUAGGGGUACAAUUCUUGCGUGUAUCAUCGUUCUCGGCUAAUCGAAUUUCCUCCACACGUAUUCCUUCGUAAUUAAUCAUAGCUGAAUAAAGAGAAACAGAAAGAUCGGGUAUAUACGAGGGAAACGAAAGAAACCGUGGAGAACUACUCGUCCACUGAAUUGGUGGAUAAACAUGUGUAUCUUACGUAUAUACGUGUAACAUGUACAUAAAUUAUUACGAAUUGUCAAUGUAAGAAUGAACUAUACAUAUAUACAUAAUACAUAAAAUACAUAUAAAUAACGUGACUUAUAAAUAUGUAGUAAAUACGAACAAGAAAGAAAGCGAGAGCGAGAGAGAGAGAGAGAAAGAGUAUAAGAGAACGAGAGAGAGAGAGAGAGAGAGAGAGAGAAAGAGAGAUUGUUAACAUUAAAUUUUAUUAUUCUUCAUUAUUCACGCGGGAAGAUUAGCAAUUUGUCGUGAAUAAAAUCGAGAAUCGAGGAAGAUGAUUUUUGCAAACUCUGUUUUUAUGGAUUCGAAUUUAUAGCUUAUAGAUAUUGUAUAAUUAUAGCUUUCACUGUUCUUUAUUAAUGUGAACAUCACCACCUUGAAACUGUUAGCCACGUUGGGAAGGGAUAUAACAAAAACUUGUUAGAAACACCCUCGUUCGUUCUUUCUCUAAUAUGUACUUCCUUUUCUUCGUAAAGGGUAGUUAUUCAGAUGUAAAGUUAAAUAUUGUACGAUAAGUUCAAUGGUUGACUAUCAAAUUAUUUAUACAUACAGUCAGAAACGAUAAACUACAAUUGAAAAAAAAGAAAAGAAACGUUCGAGGAUACAAUCGUGACAAAGGUUUUCUAUUAUUUUUACGUGUGGAAUCGCACCGAAGAAAAUGCUCACUGUACUUAGUAAUCACCAAAUAACUCUUUAAUAUGUACUAUCGGUAAAUUCUUAGUUCAAAAAAAAAAAAAAAAAAAAAUAAAACAUCAAAGAAAGAACGAAUAUAAAAGUUCUUUUAAUAAUUAAGGAUAAUCGAAGAAUCCUUAAUACUUUUUCUUUUUUGCUGGCCUAAUUAAUAAACUAUCCAUUCAGUUUCUGUGUGAAAACUAUGAAUAUCAUAGAUGAAAUAAUUCACAUUUGUAAUUACGUACCAUCUUUAUGUGCUCUAAUAGAUUUCUAAGAAAAUCUUAAUCGGUAAAUUCUGAAAACAGAGACACGAAAGAUUGAGAAACAUCUACCUUGUUGUUGUUAGAAUAAAAUCCAAUAAUCAUCGCGUUGUUAAAUGAGGAGAGAUAAUAAAUUUAAGCGAACAAAUUCGUAAGGGUUUGCGGUCGAGCUUUAUCGACGAGAAAUCGAUGAAAAUAAGAUUCGGUUUGCAAAUAAUAGAUACUUAUCGUUAGUUUUCAAGCUGCAAAAUCGAUCUCUCGAGACAUACCUUCCUUGCUCAAAAUGCAAUUAAAACGUAAUCAUCCUUGAAUCUUGAUCCCCACCUUUUUCUCCAAGAAAGCUUAUUAUUAUUAUUGUAUCCACCAACCGAAUAAUAGAAGAAUGAUUAUUUAAGAGGUUUGUAAGUAUGGCGAGAAUAAUUAUACGUAAAAAAAAAAAAAAAA